UGGCGGCCGGCGCCGUGGUUGGUGUCGGUUGGCGGUUAGUGGAAAGGCGUUGCAGCCUUGGCAGGGCUUAAAGUCGUUCUCGAGAAGAACGUCUUUGUCCGAAGAGAAAAUGAGCUUAGCUCUGAGAAAUGAGCUUGUAGUAGACAAAACAAAGAGGAAAAAACGAAGAGAACUCUCUGAAGAACAAAAGCAAGAAAUUAAAGAUGCUUUUGAAUUAUUUGAUACCGACAAAGAUGCAGCAAUAGAUUAUCAUGAGUUAAAGGUGGCAAUGAGAGCCUUGGGGUUUGAUGUGAAAAAGGCUGAUGUUCUGAAGAUUCUUAAAGACUAUGACAGAGAAUCCACAGGGAAAAUCACCUUUGAAGAUUUUAAUGAAGUUGUGACAGACUGGAUAUUAGAUAGAGACCCUCAUGAAGAAAUACUGAAGGCAUUUAAACUAUUUGAUGAUGAUGAUUCUGGUAAAAUAAGCUUGAGGAAUUUGCGACGAGUUGCCAGAGAAUUGGGUGAAAACAUGAGUGAUGAAGAACUUCGGGCUAUGAUAGAAGAAUUUGACAAAGAUGGUGAUGGAGAGAUAAAUCAAGAGGAAUUCAUUGCUAUUAUGACUGGUGACAUUUAAAGAACUACAAGGAUAAACAAGAAGAAUGUUGUAGUUACCAUCUCAAUUUCUAUUUUUGUGCCUGGAACCAUGUUUUAAAGAAAAAAUAGCCAACUUAGUUUUUUCCCUCCAGAAGGACCAAAAAUAAGCAUCUUAUGUAUUCAUAUUUUGCUACUGCUAAGUUUAUUUGUACGAAUAGUAUUGUUAGUAGUGUGAUGGUUUAGCUUUGUAUUUAUAAUAUAACUUUUAUAUAAAGUUUUUAAAAAUGUAAUCAUGUGGUAUACAUUCUUUUAAUUUUUUUCAACAUAAGUAGUGACUUUUGGUGUACAAGUUUUUCAGAUUUUUGUUAAUAAAGUGUUUAUUUUAGUAUUUUAAGGUUUAGUGAAUUGCCUGUUUAUUUCAUUUCCAAAUAUUUGUUAACUUUUUUCAACUCUUAUGCUGGUUUCAGAAACAAAGCAAUAGAAUAGUACAUUUUUUCAUAGUAAGUUUGGUAUUCUAUGUCUCAAUAUAAAAUGAUGACUUCAUAUGGGCACAGUUCCAUUUUUAACAGUCACAUCUUUCAGAGUGGAGUGAAAAUGUAUGUAUAGGCACUUUGUCCUCAUUAAUUAUGUUCUAUAACCCUUUUGGUCCCUUAACCUAAGUUAUGACAGUUAAAUCUUAGUAUUUCCUUCUGAACUAAUAAAGUUUGAACCAUAUAACUUCUUGACAGUGUGAGAGAUAUAAAUUUUAGAAUUUUGAUCUGUUAAGAUUAUCACUCAGUUGA
Sorex araneus (European shrew) is the source of this 1355-nucleotide messenger RNA. It is a transcript of the gene CETN3, whose product is annotated as centrin 3. Gene Ontology annotation, molecular function: calcium ion binding; microtubule binding. Gene Ontology annotation, biological process: spindle pole body duplication. Lineage: Eukaryota; Metazoa; Chordata; Mammalia; Eulipotyphla; Soricidae. Gene Ontology annotation, cellular component: microtubule organizing center. Bases 110 to 613 code for a protein of 167 amino acids. The transcript is spliced from 5 exons. The record is from RefSeq and is a predicted model, not a curated record.